CUGAAGAUUGAUAUCAUUUCAACAUGGCGAAUUUCGAUAUUGAUGAAUCACUUCCGACUAGAGACUCCCACUUGCACGAAGUUAUGACUUCUCAAGGAGAAAUUAAUUUAAUAAAGACUUUUGGGGCUGAAGAUGUUCACGGCUCUGAAGAUAGCAAGGAAUUUGUGGCUGAGAACAACGAUGGAGAGCAAAAACCGGCUGUUCACAGAACUUUGGAAAAUGGGACAAACACUUCAGAUUCGACGGAUAGAACUGAAGUGAGCGAAAAGAGCAGUGAGAAUAUUAAUGAAUUAAAAACGAUACAUCAAAGCGCUUCAGAAACACCGAAUCUCGAUUCAUUGGAACCUGGAGAACAGGAAAAAGUGCUUGAUGAUAAUGUUGAAAAGAAAGAGAACUCUCCAAACGACACAAAUCAAGCAGAAGCUGAGGUUUCACUAUCCCCAGCUGAAACUAACAGCAGUUCCAAGGGUAUUCAGGAAACUUCAACUGCUGAUCAUGAAAGUGGCAGUCACAGGUCUCCAAAUAGGGAGAGUAAGGCUGAGUAUAGGAAGAUCAAAAGUGAAGUGACAGGAGAAGCAGAAACGUCCGAAAGCGAAGGAGAAGAAAAGGAUAUAAAGACUAAUGAUCAAACGGAAGAUACUUGGAUGGAUAUACUAGGCAAUGGGCUGCUUAAGAAAAGGGUGUUGCGUGAAGGGAAGGGUCAGGAUACACGACCAGACAAAGGGCAACGAGUUAUGAUACAGUCAGCUGGACGUACAGAGGAUGGGACAGCUGUUGACUGGAAUAGCAAUUUGGAAUUCAUUCUUGGAGAAGGAGAUGUUAUCCAAGCCUUUGACAUAGGAAUAUCCCUGAUGGAGUUGGAUGAGGUGUGUGAACUUGUUACAGAUGCAAGAUAUGCUUAUGGAAAAGCAGGAAAGCCUGAUGCAAAACCUCCUAUCCCUCCUGAUGCUAAAAUUACAUAUGAAAUACAACUGUUGUCAGUCCGAGAUGGUCCUAAUAUUAAUAACAUGAGUGAUGAAGAGAGAAUCUCCAUUGGGGAGAAAAAGAGAGAAAUGGGAAAUGAUUUGUACACUGGAGGUGACUAUGCUGGGGCAAUCAACAGUUAUCAAAAAGCCAUAAAAUAUUUAGGAUCAUCUACAUCUGAGGAAGUACAAAACUUGAGAAUGAAAUGUUGGAAUAACAUGGCUGCUGCCCAGCUUAAGAUAAAGGCGUACUCUGCGGCAGAGAAAUCUUGUUCUCAGGUAUUACAAGUUGAUCCUGACAAUGUAAAGGCUCUCUUCAGGAAAGGGAAGGUUUUAGCAGCCAGUGGAGAUACAGGCCAAGCCAUAGGGUUUAUUAAGAAAGCAGAUCAGCUGGAUCCAAGUAAUUCAAGUCAUUUUGGUGGUUCGGUGGUUCUUAGGAGUCCAAUGGUUACUUUUCAGACAAUAAGAAAAGAACUCAAUCGACUGCGACAACUACUGGCUUCGGAAAAAGAAAGCGAAAGAACAAUGUAUCGACGAAUGGUAGGAGACCUAACCAGAAGAGGAAGUAAGAAAAAUAACCGGUCGUUUCUCGGAUGGCCGCUCGUGUUCGGAGCUACGGUUGUUGCUCUUGGAGGAAUUCUUAUGGCUAUUUACCUAACCAAGCAUUGAGGGAUUGCGUUACAAGUCUUCAAAUAUUAUGUUUUAAGUUUAAUUGUUGUCAGUUGAGUCACAUGGUGUAGUAAGUAGUCGGCCGUGUUUUGAGUCCCGCUGCUUUUACACCGUCAGUAGAUUUGGAGGCGCCAUAUGUUUGUCAAUCCCCUUGAGACGUGUCACCAUGUUAUGUAACGUAAGAUACAGCUAUGGAUGAAAUUAGUUAUCCCCAGAUUCUGCGUACGACUUAAAGGUGUGACGUCAUCAGAGUCCAGGUUAUUUCCGGAAGAGAAAACUCCGCUUAAAUUGACUAAAACCCUAAAAUUAAGAAUCGCAAAGAAAAAUGAACAUCGCCGAGUGGAAAGUAUACCAAAAAGGAACAAGAGCGAGGGAGGUUUGAAAAGAUAAGCACGGAUUGGAACUAAUGAUUUUUUAAAGAUACGUAAGACUUGACUUAGCUCCUUGAAUUACUUUGUACGCUUCCCCAGAAACCUGCAGUUAUGUUGUAGUUUUGAGAAGAUUAAUCCUUUAACUCCUAAGAUCUGAAUGUUAACUCUCUCCCGUAGCUGCUACACAUUUCCUUGUAAAUUAGUUAUUAGAACUACUACCUGAUUAGAUUUAGUAUUCUCAUUACCUAUUGUUGGGUAAUGCUUGAAUAAUGUAGGGAGACGUUACUUGUUGAUCACUUUUGGGAGUUAAAGAGUUAAUGCAAAAGUCGUGGACUCCAUGAUUGUGGCUGAUAAAUUGAUGUCACCAUUGAAAAAGGCAGAUUAUGAAUGCGUGUCUCCCUGUGAGCGUGUGACUUUGUUAAAACAUGUUAAAAAAUAAAAUGAUUAACUUCAAAGAAACACGA
This is a messenger RNA of Pocillopora damicornis (cauliflower coral), 2466 nucleotides long. RefSeq names its product peptidyl-prolyl cis-trans isomerase FKBP8. Gene Ontology annotation, biological process: protein folding; negative regulation of apoptotic process. The record is from RefSeq and is a predicted model, not a curated record. Gene Ontology annotation, cellular component: membrane; mitochondrial envelope; endomembrane system. NCBI's taxonomy places the organism in Eukaryota, Metazoa, Cnidaria, Anthozoa, Scleractinia, Pocilloporidae. Gene Ontology annotation, molecular function: peptidyl-prolyl cis-trans isomerase activity; protein folding chaperone; protein binding.